Molecule: messenger RNA, 1357 nt
Organism: Ceutorhynchus assimilis (cabbage seed weevil)
Lineage: Eukaryota; Metazoa; Arthropoda; Insecta; Coleoptera; Curculionidae
Source: the annotation of a GenBank genome assembly
AUUUUAAUUAAUUUCAGAUAAUCCUAGUUGUCUUAAAGAUAUAAAACAUUUGUUUUAUGGUAUACGCGUUGAGUUGCGGCUCAAACUCCUCAAAGAAAACUUUUAAAUGUAACGGAACGAUAAGUUAAGUGGGAAAUUCUUGGGAACUAUGUCUGCGAUGGGCGAGCCAAUCUUCGCAACAUGGGCCGCUCAACGUGCCGCUGGCUUUGGUGGUAAUCUAACCGUUGUCGACAAAGUACCACCAGAAAUACUUCAUAUGGUAGAUUCUUAUUGGUAUCAAUUCGCCCCAAUGAAUCCAUUGUGGCAUGGGAUUUUGGGUUUUGUUAUUGGAGCUUUGGGAUUGGUGUCCAUUAUAGGAAAUGGCAUGGUCAUGUACAUAUUCCUGAGUACCCCAGGUUUAAGAACGCCAUCCAACCUUCUGGUAGUGAACCUUGCAUUUUCCGAUUUCGGCAGUUGUUGCAGCCAAUCAGUUCCCAUGGUAAUAAAUUGUUAUUAUGAAACUUGGGUCUUAGGUACUUUGGGCUGUGAACUUUACGGUUUGUCUGGCUCCCUGUUCGGCGGAGGUGCCAUUUGGACGAUGGUUUAUAUAGCACUGGACCGAUACAACGUUAUAGUUAAGGGUUUGAGCGCCACACCGCUUACCAAAAAGACCGCCAUGUUGCGGAUACUGAUGAUUUGGACUUUGGCGGUACUUUGGACGAUUGCGCCCUUGCUCGGAUGGAACAGGUAUGUUCCAGAAGGAAAUAUGACAGCUUGCGGCUUGGACUAUGUGAACAAAGACUGGCGCAGCGCUAGUUACGUUGUCGUAUACGCUACCUUUGUUUACUUGACGCCUUUAUUGACCAUCAUUUAUUCGUAUUGGUUUAUUGUGCAGGCGGUUUCUGCACACGAAAAAUCAAUGCGCGAACAAGCCAAAAAAAUGAACGUGGCCUCGUUGAGAUCUUCAGAAGCGACUCAGACGAGCGCUGAAUGUAAACUAGCGAAAAUCGCCCUCAUGACUAUUUCCCUUUGGUUUUUAGCCUGGACGCCGUAUCUGGUCACAAAUUUUGUAGGUAUAUUUGGUGAAAAUCAAAUAACACCUUUGGGAACUAUAUGGGCCUCAUUGUUUGCUAAAGCUAAUGCUGUCUACAAUCCUAUUGUAUAUGGAAUAAGCCAUCCCAAAUACAGGCAAGCUCUCCAAAAGAAAUUUCCAUCGUUGGUUUGCGGUGGUGACCAAACGCCGCAUCACCAGGACGAUACAACAUCGCAAGCUUCUGGCGUGACAACGACUGAUGACAAGCCAUCUGCCUAGAAAAAUUAACUGUAUAUACUUUUUUUGUAAUAAAUAAACCCUGCAUAUGAAGAAUAGCUUUGGUUU